AUUUGAAAAAAAAAAAGGGAAUAUUACCCAUUUGCGGCUCUCUAAGGAAACAGAGGAGCAGGCCCUGCAAAUUCUUAGCUAUUCUUGUGUUUAAAACCUUUCUUUUUCCGUUUGAUUUUCGAAGCUUCUUCUUCUUUCUUUCUUUCCAUCUUCGAGCUUUCGUCUUUAGCUUUUUCGAGGAGAGAGUUAGGGUUAGCCGGUUAGGGUUUUUGUUUCAGAGAAUUUGAUUUAUCGCGAUGGAAGAGGUAGGGUUUUGAAUUGGAAGAGAGGAGGAGGAGGAGGAGGGGAAUCAGAAGAUGGCGGCGGUGAAUCCACAGCCUCUGCAAUCGCGUCGUCCGUACGAGGACCACGUGGCGGCGGGUUCGUUCCAGAUGGAGGACGAUGAGGGCGGCGAGUACGAAGACGGUGGUGGCGACGAGGCUAAUAUGGAGGAGGAGGAGGAGGAAGAGGAGGUUCAUGCGAGCUCGGCGGCGGCGGCGGCGGCGGCGCGUGGGGGAGUGAGUGUGCUUACGGCGGCGACGAGGACUAGUGAGCUCACUCUCUCUUUUGAAGGCGAGGUUUAUGUGUUUCCUGCCGUUACGCCCCAGAAGGUACAAGCAGUGCUAUUGCUGUUGGGAGGACGUGAUGCACCAACCGGUGUUCCUACGGUUGAAAUGUCUUACGAUCAGAAUACAAGGGGUGUGGGUGACACCCCAAAGCGUUCGAAUCUUUCCCGAAGAAUAGCUUCCCUUGUUAGAUUUCGUGAGAAACGGAAGGAGAGGUGUUUUGACAAGAAAAUUAGGUACACUGUGCGUAAAGAGGUUGCACAGAGAAUGCAUCGUAAGAAUGGACAGUUCGCAUCGUUAAAAGAAAAUUCUAGUGGUUCUGGUUGGGACUCGGCACAAAGUUCCCUUCAAGAUGGCACUCCUCGACCUGAAACUGUCUUACGAAGAUGUCAACACUGUGGAGUUGGUGAAAAUAAUACUCCUGCCAUGCGCCGUGGGCCUGCUGGUCCAAGAACUUUAUGUAAUGCUUGUGGACUUAUGUGGGCGAAUAAGGGAACAUUGAGAGAUCUCAGCAAGGGAGGAAGGAACCUUUCCAUGGACCACAUCGAACCUGGAACACCACUUGAAAUCAAGCCUUCAAUAGUUGAAUGUGAAUUCUCUGGCAACCAGGAUGGGCAUGGAGCUCGUGAAGAUCCUUCUAAAUCAGUCAUCGAAGGUUCCAAUGAUGCUUCUGUCAACCUGGAUGUGGAAAAUUUUCAAGAAUCUGCUGAGGAUCUUACAAACACUUUGCCUAUGGGAAUUGUUUCCUCAACCAAUGAUGAUGAGCAGGAGCCUCUGCUUGAGCUCACUAAUACUUCAGAUACAGAUUUAGACAUCCCUACUAAUUUUGAUUAGAAGGUGAUGAGUUGUUAGCUGACUGAUGUCACAGGAGGUCUAGUUGGCACCUGGACCAUGUCCUCUCAUGCUCUUGUGCAAGAUUCAGGCCGAAGUUAUUGAACAUAUGAAGUAGCGGUAUUUAGCGACUUCUGAGUUAAUAUAUGCUAAGAACCAUGACCGUCUGAUUGCAAUGAUCUUGUGAGUGGAGGCGGCAAAUUGCUUCUUUCGGAUGACAUUUAUUUGAUGUGGAUAUAAGUUGUUUACCUUCUGUACAAUAGUUGUUAGGAGAUAUAGCUGGGUGUUAAGUAGGCUGUUAAAAAUGUGUAAUUUGUUUAGGCCUCUUCUGAUUGCAUAAUAUUGAAAUGCUGCCUUUCAAUUGUAGUAACAGUUGGUGUUGGGAUGAUAAGAUAGUUUAUGCUCGACUGAAAAUUUAUUUUA
Messenger RNA from Rosa rugosa (rugosa rose), 1799 nucleotides. RefSeq names its product GATA transcription factor 24-like. The coding region runs from base 297 to 1379 and encodes 360 amino acids. NCBI's taxonomy places the organism in Eukaryota, Viridiplantae, Streptophyta, Magnoliopsida, Rosales, Rosaceae. The record is from RefSeq and is a predicted model, not a curated record. Gene Ontology annotation, molecular function: sequence-specific DNA binding; zinc ion binding; protein binding. The transcript has 10 exons. Gene Ontology annotation, biological process: regulation of DNA-templated transcription.